GAUCUGUGAUCCCGAAGAUGGAAAAAAAAAACCUCUCUACUCGCCAUCUCCUCGUGAGAGCCUGCGUGUAGGGUUUAAGCCGGCGCGUUGUCGGAGAUUUGCAGGAAAAUGCCGUUAUCAUUUCUCCGAUAGGAGGAGGAGGAGGAAGAAGAAGAAGACCAAGAAGAUGAUGCAGAGGGGCAUUAAUCGACUCAUAUCGCUUCGUAGAUUCAUCUCUUCCCCCACUCUUGGGCAGCGUUUUCCGUCCAUCCCCAAAUCUUCCUCCCUAGAUCUCCCGGACCAUGCUUCCCGCCCAAAGUUCUCUUCCUUCGCUGCCGUUGUAGGUUCUAGAAGCUUCACAAAACGGUCAGGUCGAGGCGGAGACGAGCAAGGCGAUUCUUGGGAUCGGAGGUGGAGAGAUUUCGAGGACAAGAAGGGCGGGGACGACGGGAACGCUGGUGGCUGGGAUUCCAUCUCCUCUUGGUCUACGGGGUUGACGGAGGAGGACUUCGAGGGGAAGGCCGUCGGCCGCCGGGUGGGUCCUCAUGCUCCUCCUCCUCCUCCUCCUCCUUCGUCCUCGUCCACGGAGGACGCGGGGCAGGCGGCGGAUACUGACGACCUUGUGGCGGAGAUCCAGAAGGAGAAUCGGCGGAGCAGGGAGUACGUCGAUAGCUGGGAGGAGCGGAUGAAGGAAACUAGGGUUCUGUUGAAGCAGAUAAGGGAGCCUGGAGCGCGAGGUUCUUACCUCAAGGACUCGGAGAAGAGCGAGAUGUACAGGCUGCAUAAGGAGAACCCGGAGGUCUACACGGUCGAGCGCCUCGCCAAGGACUACAGGAUCAUGAGGCAGAGGGUGCACGCCAUCCUGUGGCUCAAGCAGGAGGAAGAGGAGGAGGAGAAGAGGCUUGGCCACCCAUUGGACGAUUCCAUCGAGCUUCUGCUAGAUACUUGUCCCGAAUUUUUCAACUCACAUGAUAAGGAGUUUCAUGUGGCAUCCCUUCCUUACAAGCCGGAAUUUAAGGUGAUGCCAGAGGGCUGGGAUGGCACUGUCAGAGAUCCUGAUGAGGUUCAUUAUGAGAUCUCAGUCAAGGAAGAUGAAAUGCUUUAUCGGGAGUUUGUACAGCGGAUGGAGUUCAACAAGAAGAAAGAAGCUGGAGAGGUAAAGUGCCACAAGUAUAGCAGAAGGCGACCAUCUAAAGGGUGGAAUAUUACAAUUGAAAAGUUAGGCCCCCGUGCAAAAUGUGGAGGAAGCGGUGGCUGGAAAUUUGUGAGCUUGCCUGAUGGUUCAAGUCGUCCAUUGAAUGAAAUGGAGAAAAUGUAUGUUAAAAGGGAGACGGUCCGGCGGCGUCGCAGGAUACUCCCUUGAUUAUUUUUUACUUCAAUUCCUUGAGCUUCGUUCGUUCAUUGGAGGUGGACGAUGCCUACAUGGCAUUCUGUUUUGACUGUUGGAAAAGGAAAAACUUGUUUGAAAGAGGCACGUCUGUACCACUUUUGCAUAAGGUUCGGCAAUGCCAUGCUAUCUUUUUGCUUCGUCAAAAUUGGAGUUUAGGCCAAGGCAAAGGAAUAUCCUGGCCGUAAGUUAUUGGAUUCAGUUUUGCCUGUGCAUCUGUAUUUAGUGGUAUAUCGUCUUUUGCUAUUGUUGUUUCAAUGGCGAUGAAUAUGGCAUGUCUCUUGUUGUGUUCCACAAGAAUGUGUGGGGAAAAUGGAAUCGAAAAACUUCUACA
Molecule: messenger RNA, 1700 nt
Organism: Nymphaea colorata (pocket water lily)
Lineage: Eukaryota; Viridiplantae; Streptophyta; Magnoliopsida; Nymphaeales; Nymphaeaceae
Product: protein GAMETE CELL DEFECTIVE 1, mitochondrial
Exons: 3
Coding region: 167-1342 (391 amino acids)
Source: RefSeq, a predicted model, not a curated record